Messenger RNA from Adineta steineri, 341 nucleotides. NCBI's taxonomy places the organism in Eukaryota, Metazoa, Rotifera, Eurotatoria, Adinetida, Adinetidae. The record is from the annotation of a GenBank genome assembly.
CAUUAGUUACAAAAUGGGUUGAUUUUUAUAAGAAAUAUCGACCUAUUCUAAUUCGUGAUAUUAUUCAUAUUCGUCGAGCUGAUAUGCAAUCAAUUGAUAGUUAUAUGCAUGUUGAUCCAUAUUCAAAUGAUAUCAAAGGUCUUGCAAUGGUAUUUAAUCCUACAUCAAAUAGGGUGAAUACAAAUUUAGUCGUUCCACUUUAUUAUACUGGUUUAACAGACAUAGCACAAGUAUCUGAACAAGAAAAUGCAUGGAAAAAUUAUACAUUAGCUCGAGAUUAUCAUAUUGAUUUACCUAUUUCACUUCCACCACUUGGAAUAACAUGGUUUCUUAUUAAAUAA